GAAAACCUCCAGUCCAUUUAAACCCAGCAGGGGGAGGCGAAGUAGAAAAGAGCACAGACUUCUUCAGUGAGAACGAAACGAGAGGGGGCGUCAGUGCGAACAAAGUAAUUAUAGGGAGAGGAGUGAGAGGACAUUCGGAAAUUGAACGAAAGUAAAACACUCUGGGUUUGUAUCUUCGUGGUUUUCCGACGUAGACGAUACACCCAAACUUCAAUUACAGCCUCAAAUCAAGUCGUGGAUGUGGGGUGCAUAUAUCACCCUGGGAUUUAGCUACACGAGUAACGUUCCUGCCGUCAAAAUUUUUCUCCUCUCUUUAUUUUAUGUCAGGUGGCUGAACUGUGGAAGCUACAGAGGACAAUAUCGAUUCCACAGGAUUUGAAACAUUUGUGCUGUACUUUAUACAAAAGUGCGAAGAUGUCUGGACAAAGCAUUACGGAUAGGAUAACUGCAGCUCAACACAGUGUAACCGGCUCCGCGGUGUCCAAAACGGUGUGCAAGGCGACCACGCAUGAAAUUAUGGGACCAAAAAAGAAACAUUUAGAUUACUUGAUCCACUGCACCAAUGAGAUGAACGUGAACAUCCCCCAGCUGGCAGACACCUUGUUUGAAAGGACUGCCAACACCAGCUGGGUGGUGGUCUUCAAGUCUCUCACCGCCACACACCACCUCAUGGUCUACGGCAACGAGAGAUUUAUACAGUACCUGGCUUCAAGGAACACGCUUUUUAACCUCAGUAAUUUUUUGGACAAAAGUGGCCUACAAGGCUAUGACAUGUCAACGUUCAUAAGGAGGUAUAGUCGCUACUUGAAUGAGAAGGCUGUAUCGUAUCGACAGGUCGCUUUUGACUUCACCAAAGUAAAACGAGGGGCGGAUGGCGUUAUGAGAACCAUGAACACAGAGAAGUUACUGAAGACCCUACCCAUUAUCCAAAAUCAGAUGGAUGCACUACUUGAUUUCAAUGUCAACGCCAAUGAGCUUACCAACGGAGUGAUAAACGCGGCCUUCAUGCUUCUGUUCAAAGAUGCCAUUCGACUGUUUGCGGCCUACAACGAAGGCAUUAUUAACCUGUUGGAGAAGUACUUUGACAUGAAGAAAACUCAAUGCAAAGAGGGCCUUGACAUCUACAAGAAAUUCCUCACUAGAAUGACAAGAAUCUCUGAAUUCCUUAAAGUAGCGGCGCAAGUAGGGAUUGAUCGAGGGGACAUCCCAGACCUCUCCCAGGCCCCCAGUAGCCUCUUGGAUGCCUUAGAGCAGCAUUUGGCUUCUUUAGAAGGAAAGAAGGUGAAAGAUUCCACAGCAGCCAGCAGGGCUAGCACUCUCUCCAACGCUGUCUCUUCUCUGGCCAACACGGGCAUAUCUUUCACCAAAGUGGACGAGAGGGAAAAGCAGGCAGCUCUGGAGGAAGAGCAGGCUCGCCUAAAAGCGCUGAAGGAGCAGCGUCUGAAGGAACUCCAGAACGGUCAUUCUUCCUAUGCCACCACGGUUGCCUCCCCUGUGUCCACUGACGGACGAACCAUCAACACAGCACCGGCCAUCGACCUGUUCUCCACUCCCAGCUCCACAAACGGCACUUCCAAGGCGGCGAGUGACCUUCUGGACUUGCAGCCUGCAUUUCAGCAGCAGGCACUGCUACUCUCCACUGGCCUACCAACAGCCAACACAUGGGGAGAUCCUUUCACUUAUACAGAAGCUGUCGAAGACUCCAUUCCAAACUUUAACCCUUUCCUUAUACAUCCUGUUGUCGAUGCGGUUCAUCUGCCUGUUGUGUCUUCCGAUGGUGUUAGUUCUAGGACACCCACUUACGAAAUGUUUGGUGAUCAUUACAAUCCCUUUAUUGUUUCGAGCUCUUCCAUUGCAUCUGAUCAUGAGCACACAGUGCGGAUAGAGCAGUUUAUCUCAGACUCUUUCUGUGGGCCAGGAUCAUACCCUACCACUCCUCUCUUCCAGUCUGAGCCCUCUGCUGUAGCUGGUCUAUUUGGAGGAUUCUCAGUGUCUUCCACCACGCAACCCCAGACCGCCAGAGGCCUUAACGUCAACUUUGACUCUGUGUUUGGCAAUAACUCAGCCUCCGCCAACAAUGUUGACUCUGCUGUGGCCUCCUCGCUCAGCCAGGGGCUAAUCCCAAACGGGCAGCAGCUUGGGAAGCUGGUGUCGGAUGACCUGGACUCAUCCUUGGCCAACCUUGUGGGCAAUUUGGGAAUUGGCAAUGGUGUGGCAAAAAAUGAUAUUCAUUGGAGUCAGCCUGGUGAGAAGAAGUUGACAGGUGGAUACAAUUGGCAACCAAAGAGUGCUCCCUCUACCACAUGGAACCCUGCCACCAUGAACGGCAUGCAUUUCCCACAAUACGCACCAUCUGUCAUGGCCUUCCCUGCAACGACGCCGACGGGGAUGAUGGCAUAUGGAAUGCCUCCCCAGAUGGGUUCCAUGGCCAUGAUAAACCAGCCCACCAUGAUGUACAGCCAACCGGUUGUGAGGCGGGCCAACCCCUUUGGCCCGGCCCCAGGAGCACAGUCCUCGGCAGCUUCUAGUCCCUCCAGUCAGAGUCCUCUCAGAGCGACAGGAAAGGACCCUUUUGCCCAGCUCUCUCUCAAGGAUUUCUUGUAGAACAUCUUUAGAUGCAGUUCAUGUAACCUGAAAGGGAGGCUUUUGUCCUCUGAAGACAAACCAAGAAGCAGCUAAACUUUCACUUUCAAGUAAAAAUCUGUUUUUACUCAUCGUCGAGAAUAUCAGCCCAAAUAAGAAAGGACUUGAAGGAAUCAAGGGGGGAAAGCCAUGUCCAAGACGUGUCAAGUAUACGUAGGACAAGGAUCCCAUUUUGUAAUUUGUCUUACGAGAAAACGUGUGUGCUGCUGUUCUAACCUCUCUACAGGGAUCACUCAUCCCAUUUGUCUUCUGUAAAAGAUUAACAUGGUUGUGGAAAGGGAGAUAAUUUGACUUUGCUGUUAUGUAUAAAAAUAGUGGGUUAUCACACACAGCUUGAUGUUCUUGGGGUGAGGACGUGGGAUGAGUGGAAGAAUUGCUUGAUCUGAUCAUCAAUUGUGCAUUAUCUAAUUUAACCAUCACUGAUUAGUAAUGCUAACCUCUGUUUUAUACCAUGAUUUCAAUAUUUUCUCUUUAAAAAAAGUUUUAUUACAUUUGCAGUAGACAUUCCUUGUGUAUUGUUAGUAUUUAUUUAUGAUUACCCUCGGAGGAAAUGGGGGGGAAAAUAACAAUAAUAAUGUCAUUGAACUCUUCCUUGUGGGAGGAUUUCAGGUUUAUACAUGGUUAUGAUUGAUUGUAUAAUUGGAGUUUGAGUGUGACAGAGUAAAAAAUAGUUAAUAUAAAGAUGAAAAAAUUUAACUGACUGUCAACAGACAGUUUAGCUCUAAUCACUGAACCGGCAUAAUGUCAAGCACAGUUUGUGGCUCAAAGUCACAACCCUCCAUGUGUAAGGGGUGAUAUGGACAUCAAACAAGGGUAUUCAUUCAAUACAGUCAAUUCUGUGAGCUAGGGUCUUUUUUGUUGUUGCGAGGGAACAUUUUCACGCACUAGCAAAGCACUACAUUUGUGAUUCGGCGGCAUUGCAUUGAGAUGGAUCCGCAUUUAUGCUUUACGCUUGGAAUGUCGUUUAUUUUACAUGGCUGCCUUUCCAACCUGAAUGUGCAGAGUGUCCUUCAGGCUCGGGCCAUCUUUACAUAGACUAGCACUGGGAUUGGAGGAAAGAGGGAGGUGAUUUUCACAGGAGGCAGGGGGAAAAGCUGUGAUUGUGUCACUGGAGGGUCAGCUCUCUGUAAGUAGUUGAACCCAGGUCUGCCACUAUUGGACAUCUUUUAAAUACUUUGUUUGCUUUAGCCUGUCUGGACUGCCAGAUGGGCUGUGUUAGCACUUUUGGGACGAUUCAAUUGGUCCAUUAACCCAGACAAGCUCAAUCAAGCACAGAUAAAGUGUGAAAUUAGUAUUUGAUACCAUGUCUGAUAAGUGGGCAGAAGGGUCCAGUUAAGCAGGGAGAAAUGGAACACUGUUGAUCGGUGCUUUGUGUGUGUGUAUAUAGAAGAGAGCCUAUCCCAUGAUGGAAAGGAUAUGUACAGGAUGGUCAGAACCUGAAGGUUAUUCUAUUCAUCAAAUAUUUACUGCAUUGUCCCUGCAGAUUAUAUUUUUGUUUAUAUUAAAUAUAUAAAUAAAUGUAUGCAGACUUUUGGUUGAUUUUCCAAUAAAGUGCCGUUUCCAGUG
Molecule: messenger RNA, 4209 nt
Organism: Salvelinus fontinalis (brook trout)
Lineage: Eukaryota; Metazoa; Chordata; Actinopteri; Salmoniformes; Salmonidae
Product: phosphatidylinositol-binding clathrin assembly protein-like
Exons: 24
Coding region: 415-2604 (729 amino acids)
Biological process (GO): clathrin-dependent endocytosis; clathrin coat assembly; synaptic vesicle budding from presynaptic endocytic zone membrane
Cellular component (GO): synaptic vesicle; clathrin-coated pit; clathrin-coated vesicle
Molecular function (GO): phosphatidylinositol-4,5-bisphosphate binding; SNARE binding; 1-phosphatidylinositol binding
Source: RefSeq, a predicted model, not a curated record